Molecule: messenger RNA, 5622 nt
Organism: Crotalus tigris (Tiger rattlesnake)
Lineage: Eukaryota; Metazoa; Chordata; Lepidosauria; Squamata; Viperidae
Gene: CBL
Product: Cbl proto-oncogene
Exons: 16
Coding region: 190-2895 (901 amino acids)
Biological process (GO): negative regulation of epidermal growth factor-activated receptor activity; cell surface receptor signaling pathway
Cellular component (GO): plasma membrane; membrane raft
Molecular function (GO): ubiquitin protein ligase activity; SH3 domain binding; calcium ion binding
Source: RefSeq, a predicted model, not a curated record
CCUCCCCACUUCCCUUUUCUUCGUCAGUCGGGCGCGUCCGCGGCGCUCGUGGAGCCGCUUCGCCUCUCAGUCCGGCCGCUGCCCGAGCCGGGGCGCCGCGGCAAGGGACCCCCCCCCCCUCCUCAGCCGCCCGCGCUCCCUCAGCCCGUUCGCGGGGCCCGGCGGGGGCGCCGCCUCCUGCCCCACCCCAUGGCGGCCCCGCUGAAAAAGGGCCCCGGGGGCCUCAUCGGCCUCAUGAAGGACGCCUUCCAGCCGCACCACCACCACCUCGGCCCGCACCAGCCCGGCACCGUGGAUAAGAAGAUGGUGGAGAAGUGCUGGAAGCUGAUGGACAAGGUUGUGCGUUUAUGUCAGAACCCCAAGCUGGCACUCAAGAACAGUCCUCCCUACAUUCUCGACCUGCUUCCCGACACCUACCAGCACCUGCGAACCGUCCUGUCCUGCUACGAGGGAAAGAUGGAGACCCUGGGGGAAAACGAAUACUUCCGGGUGUUCAUGGAAAACCUGAUGAAGAAGACAAAACAAACCAUCAGCCUCUUUAAAGAAGGAAAAGAAAGAAUGUAUGAAGAGAAUUCCCAGCCUAGGCGCAACCUGACCAAAUUGUCUCUGAUCUUCAGCCACAUGCUGGCAGAACUGAAAGGCAUAUUUCCAAACGGACUCUUCCAAGGAGACACUUUCCGAAUCACUAAAGCAGACGCAGCGGAGUUUUGGAGAAAAGCCUUCGAAGAGAAGACCAUUGUCCCGUGGAAAACCUUUCGUCAAGCCCUACAUGAAGUUCACCCUAUCAGUUCCGGCCUGGAAGCCAUGGCAUUGAAAUCAACCAUUGACCUGACAUGCAACGAUUACAUUUCAGUGUUUGAAUUUGAUAUUUUUACCCGUCUGUUUCAGCCCUGGUCUUCUUUGCUCCGAAACUGGAAUAGCCUUGCGGUGACUCAUCCUGGCUAUAUGGCAUUCCUGACCUAUGAUGAGGUCAAAGCCCGGCUUCAGAAGUUCAUUCACAAACCUGGAAGUUACAUUUUUCGUCUGAGUUGUACCCGACUUGGUCAGUGGGCAAUUGGCUAUGUCACUGCAGAUGGAAACAUCCUCCAGACGAUUCCCCACAACAAACCUCUUUUUCAAGCACUGAUUGAUGGCUUCAGGGAAGGCUUUUACUUGUAUCCCGAUGGAAGAAACCAGAAUCCUGACCUGACCGGCCUGUGUGAGCCCACACCGCAGGACCACAUUAAAGUCACCCAGGAGCAAUACGAACUGUACUGCGAGAUGGGCUCCACCUUCCAGCUCUGUAAAAUCUGUGCCGAAAAUGACAAAGAUGUGAAGAUUGAACCCUGCGGUCACCUCAUGUGUACCUCUUGUCUCACGUCAUGGCAGGAAUCGGAGGGGCAGGGAUGCCCGUUCUGCCGGUGUGAAAUUAAAGGCACUGAGCCCAUUGUGGUGGACCCUUUUGAUCCCCGAGGAGGGGGAGGGCUUCUGAGGCAAGGGGCAGAAGGAGCCCCUUCUCCAAAUUACGACGAUGACGACGACAGAACGGAUGAUUCACUGUUCAUGAUGAAAGAGCUGGCUGGUGCCAAAGUAGAGCGUCCCCCUUCUCCAUUUUCAAUGACUCCGCAGGCGGCACUUCCCCCAGUACCUCCACGGUUGGACCUUCUGCAGCAGCAGCAGCGUGUGUCCACCCCACCUGGAGCAUCAAGCCCAGGAACCACUUCCAAGGCUGCACCUGGUUCUCUCCACAAAGACAAACCUCUGCCGAUCCCACCGACUCACCGAGAUCUUCCUCCGCCCCCGCCUCCAGACAGGCCCCACGCCGUUGGGACAGAGAGUCGGUCCCAGAGACGACCCUUGCCUUGCACUCCAGGAGACUGUCCUUCCAGGGACAAGUUGCCCCCCGUGCCCUGUAACCGUCAGGGGGAGCUCUGGCCAUCGCGGCCGAUGUUGAAGGCGCCCACGGAAGCCUGGGCCAGUCGGGAGCUGAAGAACCGUCAUUCCCUCCCCUUCUCGCUGCCUUCUCAGAUGGAUGCCAGAGUGGAGCCUCACAGACUGGGCAGUACUCUGAGCUUGGACACUCCAGUGGUGAAUCAACUCGGUCUUCCUGCUGGCUUAGACAGCGAACAUUCUAAAAUAAAACCAUCUUCUUCUGCCAAUGCCAUCUAUUCUCUUGCUAUAAGGUCAUUGGUUACCCCAAAACUGCUCUCUGGAGAGGCCUCUGGGAAUGACGAAGACUCUGAGUACAUGUCCCCUUCCUCCUUGCCCCUGGUGCCCCCUGGCUGUGCUGGACAAAAGCCUGAUGCCAAACUGCCUUUGGAAAUGAAUACAGGUUCACGCGUAUUGGAGUGUGAGCAGGAGAUGGAGGGAACGACUUACGAAGCAAUGUUCAAUAUUCAGUCCCAGCCAGCACCGUGUUCCUCUGAAACUGCCAGCAUGCCUGAGGGAGGGGACAUGGUAGCUGAUGAAGAGGCCACCAAUGGUCCCGAGGAGCCGGGGAACGAGGAAGACGGCUAUGACGUUCCCCGCCCAUCCGUCCAGCCAGCCACCACUCGUCGCACACUGUCCGAUUUCUCCAACGCAGCCACCUCCUUCAGCCACGCCUCUCUGGAUGGAGAACUUCUAGCAGAUGCCUCCUCGGACGUCUCCCAGGUUCCCGAGAGGCCCCCGAAGCCUUUGCCUCGGAGAAUAAACUCUGAACGGAAGGCGGGCAGCUGCCUGCAGGCCAGCGGAGCAGGACCGGUCCCCGCGGCCUCCCCGCAGCUCUCCUCCGAGAUCGAGAAUCUCAUGAGCCAAGGUUACUCCUAUCAGGACAUCCAGAAAGCCCUGCUCAUCGCCCACAACAACAUUGACAUGGCCAAGAAUAUUCUCCGGGAAUUUGUCUCCAUUUCUUCCCCCACGCACGUGGCCACAUAGCACCUCUUUCGGCCCUACCUGGAGCCUUCCUCCCAUGCGUCCACCUGCCUGGGCAGUCUCUUGCCUGCAUCGGCCUGGCGUUGAGCACCGGCUCCUUGAGGGACUUCCCUGCAAAGCCGGGCCUGCCUCUGCUGAGAUUCGGUCAUCAGGGUUUUGUGCAAGUCCAGGUGUUUGAGCGGCGUGAAGCGGAGCAGAUAGGUGUGUCCUUCCCACAAUCUCCUGUCCCUGUUUGGGUUCUCUCUCUCUGCCCACCCAUCCAACGCCCCCCUCCUUGCACUUUUCUGAUUGGAGAGAACAGACCUGCUAAACUUUGGAUGCCGGUUUCCUUUGCCGUUAGAAUACGGGGAAGGGCUGCUUGGUCAACUUGUCUCGUGCUGUGAAUCCCAACCAGAGGCCCAGAUGCUGAAGGUACCCCCACAUCCCUGGUGGUUUGGGGUACCCCCUGCGGGCCUCUUUGCUGCUGUAUGUUUUGGCUCAGGCUUUUCGAACCCUCUGCUGUCGGGUACAGAUUCUUGAUGAAGCCGGAGGUUUCAGCGCCUUCCGUUUUCCCACCCUCCUCUUCCCUGUCUCCUCCGUCACGUUCAGUCCUCCUUUGGAAGUCAACCUCUUCCCGAUGCCGACUUUACCUGCCGCACACUGGACUCCACGGCGUGAUGGAUGUUGACAGCUCUCGCGUGUUGGAUUGGGGAAGGUGUUUGGGCGGGUGGGGAGUCGAAGCUCCCUACUUUGCAGCCCCCGAUCUUUUCUGCGUUGAGGUGAUCCGGGCUGGGUUGGGCCACAGCAGCUGUCGGGACGUUCCUGAUGUUAUGGUCGGUCAACAGAGCUGCCCAUCUUAGCAGCCUUUAGAUGCCUUACGGCUCUUCCAGAUCCCCUCAUUUGCCUAUAAAACUCUAAUGAAAAGUUAACCACAAGCAUGGUCCCUUAGACACUUGCAGAAAAAAGUGUAUGUAGCACCCCCUGGAAUCUCUUACCUGCUCAGUAGUAAAAAUGCAACCAUUUUGUGUCGGGCAUCUAUGGAACAGCCUAAAAGACUCUUUUUCCUGGCUUGUUAUAUCAGGAACAAAAGAAAGUCUGUUGGAAGACCAAUGUCCAUAAAACACUGACUUUCCGGUGCCCUGGUUUAAGCUCUUGGUGUUACUUUUCCUGGGUUCUCAGGGAAGAGAUACGAGGAAGCUGUUUUGGUUUAGGGAAAAGUCAGCAAGCGUCCUCCCCCUUCCCCCCCACCCUUCCUCAUCUAUUUCCCAAGUUUUCUUACCACCUGCAGGGCGAGAGCAUGUACCCUGGCAUGAAAGCGGACAUCUCAAGGUCCCCUGCAUGAUUGGCUUCCAUGUUUAAAUAGCAUUAAUUCCUCCUCCCUAAUCAAGGAUGCUUUCAUUCUAAGAGGCCGGAGAAGAGGGUUUCUGUGGAAUGAUGCUUUCUGCUCAGGAGGUAUAAGAAGGUCUUCUCUGGGUAGCGGGAGGCACUAUCAAGAUGGCCAAGACCUUACGGGGAUCUCCAAGUCUCCUUGGAAGUUGGCGGUGCCAGUCCAGUCUUCCUGCCUGCUGGUGACUCAGGAUAAAAUUGUUGAGCUUGAAGGCCUCCUGGAGGGGACUCUGGCUGGGUGCAAAGGAGAUGGGGAUGGCGCCUAGAAGCAGGGGAAUUCUACAUCCCUGCUGCAAGGAGAACUUUUAUUUUUUAAAAUUGCAGUGGCUUUGUUUGUUUGUUUUUCUCUCUCCCUCCCUCCCCCCCCCCAGCCUAAAAAUUAGUGGAACCUUUUUCUGUUUCUCUCCAGGAUGGUGGUUAAAUCUGGGUCAGUUCAGGAGUCAGUUUCUCGAGUUCUUUGCAAAACCCCGAAGAAGCUUUUGGUGUGAUCCCGGGGGAAUUGUUGACACUCCUUGCUGGAAGUGAGAUGCACGCAUUGUAUCAGCCCACAUCCUCACAAGGACAGGCCUUUGUUUUCCGGCGGGUGCCGUGCCGUGGAUUAGACAGAGCAGAGCCAGCACUGCCAUUGCCGCCUAGCCGACCGGAUUCCUCUCCAUGUGUUCCUUCAUUUCCUUUUCACAUCUUAAAUUUCACUAGGACAUUUUUUUUUUCAGGCAUCUUCCCAUGAAUGUCAUAGUCCAGCAAACACUAGGGAAGUACAGGCCAAAACACUUCUUUGGGGGGAGGGAAUGUCCCCUGCUGCUUUUACAUCUGACUUUCCUCCACCCCACCUCCCUCCUUCCCCCAUCUCUUUUUUUUUGGGGGGGGGGGAAAGUGUUGAUUUAUUUUACCGAAAGCCAAAUAUAGAGUGCCUUUUCAAUAGGGAAAACGCUGUUCUCCCCAAGGACGAACCUGAAACUAGGUUUGAAACUUGACUGCAGAGCCCUGCAGCUUCUCCUGGGGUAUCAUAGUUUGAAACUUGACUGCAGAGCCCUGCAGCUUCUCCUGGGGUAUCGUAGUUUGGAAGGAAGGAAGGAAGGAGCCAGCGGUUGGCCACCCGCUGGCAUGAGCAACAGCCACAACUAGCUCUCCCUUGUUAGCUUCUUCAUUACUACCAACGAAAGGCUGGUGUUUCCUGCCCAAAGCUGUACUUGAAGGUGAUGGGAGUGCUGCUGGACAACUUUAACGUAGCUAUGGGGACCCCCAACUCCUCCAUUGUUGGUUUCCUUCUUGAAACGGAGUCUACUGGUCCGGAAGCAAAAUCCAGUUGGCUCUUUCAAGGUGUGUCUAAAGCAGCAGUGUCCAACCUUGGCAACUUGAAGACCU